Amoebophrya sp. A25 is the source of this 1135-nucleotide messenger RNA. Lineage: Eukaryota; Dinophyceae; Syndiniales; Amoebophryaceae. The record is from the annotation of a GenBank genome assembly.
CCCCCCACGCUAGGGGGGGGCGCUACCCUGCACCCUGGAACAUAUAUAACGGGAAGAGCUGCAAGACCAAUGGUUACAAAGAGAAAAGAUGUAGACUUGCCUCGUUCUAAGUAGACACUGGGUACCACUACCUAGCCUGCUGGCAUAGUUGCUCCAUAACUCCGUCAAAAUGUCAUUGAUGGAACCGACCUAUGCCAUGCUGGCAAAUGCCAACGGUCUGACCACGUUUGGAGGGACUAUGGGCCAAGGUACGCAAGGCUUGGUGAAUAGUGCGAAUUUCGAAGAAAUGCUGACCGCACAGAAACAGGCUGCUGCAGCGCUAGGGCGCGCGAUGACCGCAGCCAAAAUCGCUGAGCGUAGCGGCAACCUUGCUGUCAACAUUGCAAACCGAGCGGUGCAAAGCGCGAGAUCACUGGUAAGGAGUUGACGUAGUCCUUCUAUCGACACGACGAAUGAUUAGGAGUAGGAAGUCCACUCAAUGUACGAUAGUUGAAGCAGGAUCAUGUGUUUCACAUCGCGAUUGUGAUUGACGAGUAGAUAAAUCAUGAAAACCAACAUCACCGUUCUGUGUCACCUCGAUCAGGCCACGCUCCCGGAACAGGGUGUAAAGGACGCGUUCGGAGCCAGCGAGCCACCGAUUAUGGAGGUUGGUCCAUCACCAUUUCUCAAGCCUGCGUCUCUAGACCUCUCUCUGCUGGCAAUAGUGGAUUAUAGUUUGCGAAGAAUGCUUAUGCUCGACAGCAAACAACAACACCAGCCCAGCACUUUUCGUCACCGAGCAAGGCAAAAGCAUUUGCUAGAGAGAUCGAAGCUGUGGAGUGUGGAAGAGGACAACGCAUUCUUGUAAUUCAAAUUUCUGUCGAUGGUCGAUUUUCAUAGACCACCAAUUUUUUGGUUCUACUUCUAGGGUUGUACACACGACAUCUUGAUCAUUGAUUUGGGCUAAACUGAGUACUUUCUUUCUCCGCAGCUUUUCUACCGUGCUGAUUCCUGCUGCUCGAGCUUACUAGAUGACCCAUGAAACCACUGAAAGAUAUGUGUUUUAAAUGACUUAUUCUUUAUGUAUAAAAAGACCCAGAAGUUUGCGAAUUGUUGGCCCCUCUUCAAAAAUUUCAAGCUGUAUCUAUUACUUUAU